Messenger RNA from Kickxella alabastrina, 414 nucleotides. RefSeq lists its product as uncharacterized. The transcript has a single exon. NCBI's taxonomy places the organism in Eukaryota, Fungi, Kickxellomycota, Kickxellomycetes, Kickxellales, Kickxellaceae. The coding region runs from base 66 to 290 and encodes 74 amino acids. The record is from RefSeq and is a predicted model, not a curated record.
UUUUUUAACCCAAGCUUACAAUCAUAAUUUUAAAAAACAGAAUAGUAACUUUGGAUUAGUGGAUAAUGGGAAUAGUCAAGAGUAACCCCCGGUCAAUACUCAUCGCAUGGUCAGCCAUUAUCGUGGUUGGAUUCGGUACAUUUGUUUUCGCAAAGGAUAUAGUCAGCACUGAGCGGCGCACAGAGGAAAUUCGUCGGAUCAAGCGCGAGCGCAGGAUGCACGCAUAUGGUUCUUACAACAAGAACCACGAUGAUGAUGGCGAGAAGCAGCAGCAGAAGCAGCAAGAUUAGGACUGGCGCAUUAGAAAAAGUUUUUUUCCAGUUUUUUUUAACUUUUUAUAUGCCGAAACAAUAUUACAACCAACAUCUUGAUAACGGUGUAUAUGAUAUAGUAACAAAAAUACGAGUACAAAAA